AAACCUGCAGCAUGGCACAACUCCACUCUACUGUGAUAACCUUGAACAUUUCCUCCACUCCUGGAUAUUUACCUAAUUCUUUCUGGUCCAGUGGUGCGAUUGGUGCAGUGGUGCUGUCCAUCUGCUUCCUGCUGGGAUUCCCUGGAAACAUCGCUGUCAUCAUUCUCAAGCCAAACUGGAAGAACAUGUCCAGUCUGAGUCAAAGUUUGAUGCUGAACCUGGCUGUUUCAGACCUGCUCUGCAUGCUUACCACACCAGUAUUGAUUUACUCUUUCCUCAAUAGUUGGACCUUAGGCCUGGUUUCUUGCAAACUCAUAAUGUACUUUGUGUAUUGCAGCAUUUUCAGCAGCCUGCUGACUGUGACUGCGCUGAGUGUCCAGCGAUACCUUCAGGCAGUGUACCUUGAGAGGAGGUUACAUGAAGUUAAAGCGUGGAAGCUGCUGGUUCCACUCUGGCUGGUUGUGAUCAUCCUGUCCACUCCUGCUUUAGUCUUUCAACAGCCGGUGGAAAGACUGCACUUUUUAACAUGCAGUAGUCAAUACGCCUCCAAGGGGCAGAGGAUGGCUGUGGUGUUGACAGAGACUCUUGUAGGAACUGUGUCACUGUGUGCCAUUGUUUUUUCAUACAUCAGUCUCUACAGAAAAGUAAAUCAGGCACCCUUGUUCAACAAUCCACGGACCACCAGACUGAUUACCAGCAUUAUUGUGACUUCUGUUGUCUUGUGGAUCCCAUAUCGUACCGUAACUGUGCUGGGUGUGGCAGCUAUUUACUCAAAUGAUGAGAACCUGCAGAAGACUUUUGAAGACAGCUGGCGCAUUCUUGGAUCAGUAACAUUUGUAAAUAGUGCCGUGAAUCCACUCCUGUAUGCCUUUACUUCUAAGCGUUUGGGCACCUGGUGCCAAAAAAUUGCUCAACAGUUAAUACAGAAGUUCAGAAUUCCUCAAAAUCUGUAUUCGUCAAGAGAUGUCAGUGCAGAAGUAAUAUUUCAAAGCUGAAAGCUCUUUGGUGAUGUGUUUUUCCCCAUGUCAUGCUAGAAAGGUAUUUUUUGGUCAAAAGAUCUCCUCUUUCCUACUGUUACACACAGGGUGUGGUGCUCUCUAUCUGUGGUAUUCUCCAUUUUAAAGCUGUUGGUGAUUGGUGGUGUAAUGAUAAAUUUUUAAGGUUAAGCAACAUCUCAGCUGUGUGCUGGUUACAGCUGAUCAUCAGACAGACGUUUGAAAAUAUAUGUUUGUUGAAAAAGAAACAUUCAUUCAGCACUCAACAUUGUUUAAGUUAUUGUAUAAUACACUGUACAUACAUAUAUUUUGUUCUGAUGUCUUUAACUGUUAUCAGCCCCAUUUCA
Oreochromis niloticus (Nile tilapia) is the source of this 1342-nucleotide messenger RNA. Its product is annotated as leukotriene B4 receptor 1-like. Gene Ontology annotation, molecular function: C-C chemokine receptor activity; C-C chemokine binding. NCBI's taxonomy places the organism in Eukaryota, Metazoa, Chordata, Actinopteri, Cichliformes, Cichlidae. Bases 12 to 995 code for a protein of 327 amino acids. Gene Ontology annotation, cellular component: membrane; external side of plasma membrane. Gene Ontology annotation, biological process: immune response; calcium-mediated signaling; cell chemotaxis. The record is from RefSeq and is a predicted model, not a curated record. The transcript has a single exon.